Molecule: messenger RNA, 6960 nt
Organism: Ictalurus furcatus (blue catfish)
Lineage: Eukaryota; Metazoa; Chordata; Actinopteri; Siluriformes; Ictaluridae
Gene: sash1b
Product: SAM and SH3 domain containing 1b
Exons: 20
Coding region: 2235-5255 (1006 amino acids)
Molecular function (GO): protein binding
Source: RefSeq, a predicted model, not a curated record
UCCAGCCAGUGAAAUAACUGUGUGCCAAAAUAAGGGCUGCUUAGGGCAGAGAGAGAGAGAAUUCGAGUGUGCUGAGGUGAGGGUCAGUGCAGGGUAGUGGUGCGGAAAAAUGAUUUUUUUUUUUUCUGGUUCUGCUAUGCAUUCUGGUAUAUGUCCCGCAUACAGCACAUCAACUCAAUCUACCUCCUUCCAUCUGCUCCAUUCUGCACUCAGAGCCACAGAUUUAAUAUUCUUGCAAUGCUUUUAAAAUGAGAACUGAAGAUAAGACUGGGCACAAGGCAAACAUGAGAUCUGAAGAUUGAUGAAUGACGUAUCAGAGCAGCCUAAAUCAUAAAUGCAGAUUACAUGCAGGGGGCUGGAAACAAACAGCUGUGAUCGAGCAAACAAACGUGUACUCAGAGGAGAUUUGGUCUGAGCUCGCAGACUACGGCAGAAUGCAGCUUAGCAAUGAACAAUGAAGGCAAGCUUGACAACCUGUAACAAAUGCUGUUCCGGUUGAAAAUUUAAGGCUUUUCCAGUAAUUACAUUAACCAAGCACACCUCAUUUACAUUAGCAGCCUAGUUAUAUAAAAGUGCUGCCAUCUAGUGACAGGCUUUUUUUUCACGAGCAAAGCAACAUUUCUAAUUGAAUUGCUUUUUAUAUGUAUUAGUAUUUUUUUUUAAAAAAAAGAUUGAUCAUUUAAAUGUCUAGUAUAUAUUUAACUCUCUAUGGACCUGUUUCAUUUAGAAAAACAGGCUAUUCCCUCUGACAAAGUCUUGACGAUCCAAACUUUUUUGCCAAGUAACCAAACUCUUUGGUUAUCAAGACAAGAACUGCUAGCUUUUCUGACACAUGGUCAAAGCACACUAUGGUAAACAUAUUUUUACAGUACUUAAAUAUCUUAUAAAGCCAAUAUAUAAGAAUAAUUUUACAUGUGUAUGAAAUACGUGAGGAAUAAUUAAAGACAUUGGCUUCCAAAUGGAUUAAAAACAAUGUGCCAUGAUAAAUGACAAUGGCCCAUUAGGGAAUAUAUAUAAAAUGCAUGUUAGCAUAAUCUCGUUUACAAUGAACAUGGUGGUCUAAGCAUUUUUAUGCAUUUUUUGGUAGAUGUUAGUAGGUUUUUUGGAAAGAGGAAAGGUAUGGCAAGAUGGUGCAGAUACUGGAAUAAUAAUGUUUUAGUUACAUAUUUUUAUCUAAAAGGUUUUUUAAAUAGUUUUAGUCUACACUGAGGACAGUUUGUUUUGUGGCCUAGUGUAAGACUCACAAUGAAAUGUGUUCAGUGUUCUUUCACAUAAGGUUUUUUUUUUUAUGUUGUACUCUUAAUCAAUUAACUGUCAAGAAUAAAUCAAAUAAACAGAAUUAGUUUCUUCUUGUGGUAUAGUAUAUACUUACAAUUUUCAUGAAAUAAAAUGCCCUAUUUGAUGAUAAAUGUUAUCUGUUAAGGUUCAUUGGCCCAUGUAUAAACAGCAUGUUCCUAGGUCCAAAUUAAAAUGUUCUAUUUUAGAAAACAUUUUUUUGAUGUAGUUAGAACGUUACAUUCAUUUUUUGCUGACAUUCAACACAAUGUUCACGGACUGAGCACGCAUUGGUUUUAUGUUUUGUGUCAUACCUACAAACUCAUUGUUCAUGUUUCUAUACUUUUGUGACUUUUUGUGAAUCUUGUGUCUUUAUUAACCAUGAGCAACAGAUGGACCACUUAGUGUAACAAUAGAAAAUUGCAGGCUGUUACCUAAAUAAAAGUCGUUUAUUUAGCUAUUGUCAGGGUAAUCUUAUCUCCUUUCCCCCUCACACUCCUGGUUAUCCUUCUCACUGAUGUACAUUUGGAAAUGCAAUCCAGAGGAAGUUUAUGAAACUGUGGUUGUGGCAUUUGCUCUGAGUCAGCUAGUGUGAGUUCAGUUGUGUCAUGGAGAGAGAGAGAGAGCGCGAGAGAGAGUGUGAGUGUGUGAGUGUGUGUGCGUGUGUGUGUGUGUGCGUGCACUCCACCCUGCAGUCUAUCUAGCGUCAUCGGCUCCCUACUGCUGGCCAGCGUGUCUGUGAGACACUCCCCCUCUGCUCCACUCUGCUCUAUUCGAACAUGCAUUGUUCUCAGAGUGCGCUGAAGAAAAGUUUCAAACAGAACUCAAACAGCGGGAUCACAUCAGAGCAGCUCUCCCGAUAGACUCAAGCAGUGGAUGGAUCUCUGGGAAACAUUGAGGAUUUGGCUAAGGAGUACUCAGAGUAUUACAGUACCUCUUACAGUGACGUGAGUGAGAGGAUGGAGGAGCUUCGCAAGCGCAAAGUGGCUCAGGAAGCAGAAAUCGCAAAUACCGAGUCAAUGAUCACAUCACUUCAGCUGCGCUCAGAAAUCCAGGAGUCCCUGGGGUUGAGCAGCACUGUGUCCACUCCUGAGGUCGAGAGAAGGCUUUUGAUGCACAAGUCAGGCUCAGAAGAUGGAUCUGGAGGAAAAUGGGACAGAAAGAAAAACAAAUCCUUCUGGCAGAAUUUCCGCAAGACACAGAAAGGCGUUACACGCCAGACGUCAAAAGCUGAUGACCUUGGCUUUGUAGCCAGUGAGAUCACGAUGAGCGAUGAAGAACGCAUUCAGCUGAUGAUGAUGGUGAAGGAGAAGAUGAUAACUGUAGAGGAGGCCUUGGCUCGGCUGAAAGAGUACGAGGCUCAAAAUCGUCAGUCAUGUACCACGGACACAACGGAGUGGACUGAUGCUUCGAGUCCCACUACGAACGAGCUCGCGGUGAACUUUAUUUCACAGGAGCAGUCAGAUGAUGAGCUGGAGGAGUCGGCGGCUUUUGGCAGGCUUCACAAGCUGGUCAACUCUACCCGCCGUGUGAAGAAGAAGCUUAUUAGAAUAGACGAGAGCAAAAAACACACAUCAAAAGACUCGUUGAGCACUGCCUUCUCGCCUACAUGUGAGGAAAAGGCCGCUCUCUACUCAGGUGUACAGAAGCGUCUGGUCAUGUCUCAGGGUGAUGGUUUGGCCUCAGUUCUGUGUGUGGACGAAGAUUCAGACAGCCUGACCACAUCUCCGUCUUCCAGCAGCCUGGACACCUACAGUGGCCAUAAGCAGUUUAAGCCGUUUAACAGUAGCCAGGGGCUAAGCUCCCCUCCCACAGGGCCCAGUGUGGACCCUUUGGUGAUGGACGCAGGCAGCCGCUCAUCCUUUUCUGAAGCUGAGGGCUGCUGUGAGGAAGAGCCCAGGAUAACCCGUUCUGUGACCGAUGGAGAAAUGAGACGGGCCUCGAGUCCCUUUAAAUUACAUGGGAGGGCGUGUAGCUUUGGUGGGUUUGACCUUAUGAACCAGGCUGCAUACAUGAGACACAGCUGUAACACCCCUAGUGAUAAUGGGACCAUCAGCAGGAGAGAUGCAGCGAGGUCACCAACUCCGUCCCGCAUCUCUCUUGGGAAGAAGGUGAAGUCGGUGAAAGAGACCAUGAGGAAACGCAUAUCCAAGAAAAGUAGUUCUGUCCUGUUUGAGCAGUUGAGUCCGAGCAGAGAGCCCGAGUCACUCCAGUCCCCCCACACAGACACAGACUCGCUGGAAAAACCCAAGCUCAAGUCCGGCGGUUCUGUCGAGAGUCUGAGGAGCUCACUAAGUGGACAGAGUUCAAUGAGUGGUCAGACAGUAAGCACCACAGACUCCUCAGCAAGUAACAGAGAGAGUGUGAAGUCAGAGGAUGGUGAUGACGAGGAGCUGCCUUACAGAGGGCCAUUUUGUGGCCGAGCCGUUGUACACACCGACUUUAUCCCCAGUCCCUAUGACACAGAUUCCCUCAAACUCAAGAGAGGGGACGUUAUAGACAUAAUCAGUAAGCCUCCAAUGGGUACAUGGAUGGGCCUUCUGAAUAACAAGGUGGGCACCUUUAAGUUCAUCUAUGUGGACGUGCUGAGUGAGGAAUGCGAAAAGCCCAAGUGCAGCAUCAGAAAGAGAAGGAAGAGUCGGCCUCCCAAACCCACCUCUGUGGAGGAGCUUCUAGAGCGCAUCGAACUCAAAGAGCACAUGCCCACAUUCCUAUUUAAUGGAUAUGAGGAUCUAGAAACGUUUAAGUUGCUGGAAGAAGAGGACCUGGACGAGUUGAACAUCAGAGACCCACAGCACAGAGCAGUGUUGCUGACUGCAGUGGAGCUGCUGCAGGAGUACGACAUUAACAGUGACCCCGAGAAUGGUGGCUCCUCAGUAGACCCAGAGGAUAAGGUUCAGCCAGAGAUAUCAGCUCCUUCAAGAGAUUCUCCACGCGACUCUGGUUGCUAUGAGAGCAAUGAGAAUCUGGAGAAUGGGAAAGGCAAAAAGACAUCUCAUUUAAGCAGGUCUUCAUCAGGCUUUGAGUCCAGUCACCUCCCAUCUCCUGAGUAUCCCACUCCUCCUCUCAGCCAGUCCAGCAGCAGGCAGGAUCCACAGUCUCUCCUGCCACCUUUCCAGAUAACCUCCAUCAAAGCUGUUCACUUAGGGGCAAACCGCUCCUUGCUCAGCAUAAAGCCCCUCAGUCAGAGCUAUGAUGAGCUGCCUUGCAUCCCUGUACCCCAAGGCUUGUGGAAACGUUCUCUUUCAUUGGAUUAUCGGAUCCUCCACAUGAAGGAGCCCUACAACCCAGAAAACUUGACGCCCAUUCAAUCAGUAGAACCUGAUGCUUUGCUGCAGAGGUGCAGCGCUGCUGAGCAGAAUGAAGCUAUAAUGUGUCAGGCAUGUUCCAAUCAAGAGGAUGAAUCUGAAGAGCUAGGCACAGGAGAUGAGCUAACUUUCCCUUCUGUUGACUCCUCCACAGAUGUGGAGAGUGAGGAUGUACCUGUAGAUAGUGCUGAAACCUCUCCAUCAGAUCCUCCCUUAUACCCACCUCGCAUAAAACCACCAAUUCCUCCUAAACCUCUUCCACCGCCAUUUGUAAAUGACAAAGAGACAACAAACCCUGACAACAAACACGUGUUCCAAUCCACCUUGGUGUCACACAAAUCAGACCCUGCCUCUGGUAUUCCCAAGUCCAGCAAACCUUUUAUCCACAGACUUGGAAAGAAAGUGCAGCAUGCUCGAUCACCUAAUCUGGAGUCACUUGUAGAGGAGAAGCUGAUCUUGGAUGGUAUAGACCUCACAGAGGAGCCCUAUUCUGACAAGCAUGGCCGUUACAGAGUCCCGUUCUCCCUCAUUCAAAGAUACUCUGAAGAUUUGGACAAGCCUUUGGGGGAUAUUGCCACAGUAAUGGAUCAGACCAGAAUCCAGCUGCUUCGCAAACAGCACCGUAUGGCAAUCCCACUGAGAGGAUUAUCAGAGAUUUGUAUAAAGCUCUAAUUCUUUGACUUUAAUGCUGGAUCCCAAGCCGUCAUGUUGUCAUCUGUUGCUCUCUGGCACAGAUGCUUGAUCGAUCAACUGUCUGAUCACCUAGCAGAUCACCAGACUACAGCAGCAGUCACAGCCAUGAAGGAUGCAAAUGUGUAUAAGGGCUGAUGCCUAAAUGUUUGAAUGAAGGAAGAAUGUUACUGACUGUCAUGAAAGAAAUCUGUACACUUUUCAAGUGUUACUGGAGCCAAUUUAAGAUUGAACUUCUUUUCAGAAUGCGGUUUUAAUUAGAGGCAAGCAAUAUGACAAAAAAUAUACCGCAAUACCUGAAGACAUUUCUAUGAUAAACGUAUGUAUAAGAAUUUCCAUUUGCUGACAAACUGCCAGCAAAACAGUAGCAUUGUGUUUUAAUUAAAAACCUGUGAAAUAUUGAGCUAGGUGAUAAUUUUAUUUAUUUUCCAAAAAAAGAAGAAAUUAUUUAACACUGAAAAGAAGGAAAGAAAAAGUACAAUUUCUGUCAUUCAAUUUUAACAUUUUACUAUUUUAAAAUAUUCGGUACAAAGUUUUAACUGAGGCUGCUGCUUCUAAUCAGUUUGUAGUUUUAAAAAUAUAUAAAAGAUACUGUGAUGCCAAUAUCACUAUGAUAUCCUGACGUGGCCCAGCCCUUGUUUAACAUUUUAAUAGGAAAAAUAGAUUUGUGAAAUCAGAUACAUGCUUUCUCUGAAUCUGUCAUUUUCCCCUCCCCCAUGGUUAUAUAUAAUACAAUUAAUUCAGUACUUGUAUUUAUCCAGCACCAGAUCAGCAUCUUGGAAACUUUUUAAAUCUAUAAAUCAUGCUACUUGUAAAUUAGAAUGUGAUGAAUGUGAUUCAUUGUGAAGUACGACUGCUGCCUUUCAAGUGUAAGUAUAAAAUAGGAGCUCUCUAUGAUGACUUGUGAAUUUGCAUUUGUUUUAAAAUGUGUUUAGUCUCACCUUGAAAAAUGAAGAUUGUGAUUAAAGCUACCUGAAAUCUUGGCUUUAUUAUGAAACGACUAGGUCAGUGGUUCUCAAUUCCAGUGAAACCCUGCGCAAUUUAUUUUUUCUUAAAUAAUUCCUCUGGUUUGCGUCUUUAAGUUUCAGUUUAAACACUUUGAAUUGAGUCCUGUAUGUAAGACCAUGAGAAGAAGAAUCCAUACAUUUUCUGUGUAUUAAAUUGAAAUUGAGGGUCACACCCUUCUUUGCUACUGAAAUUUAUAAACAAUUUUCAAAUAUAAGUAUUCAAAUAUUCCUGUUACUUGUUGUAAAAGACAAGGGUAUGGAUGUCUUUUUUCCAUACAUGUUUGUGACUGCAUGCUGUCCAUUGUCAAUUUUUUUUUCCUAUAUAUUUUCUCAAAAAACUGUUUAUCAAGGUAAAUAUUUAUUUUUUUCAUUGUUACAGGGUGUAUUCAAAGAUACUCUCUGCAUCGUGUCAUUACAUACUUUAAUUCUCUGAAAUGGCUUUAAUGGUCUUGUGUGUAGAUUAUACAAAUGGACUUAAACUUCUUGGGAAGAACAUAAUAAUAAUAAUAAUAAUAAUAAUAAUAAUAAAAGCAACAAUCAUGAAGUCUUAUGAUUUAUUUAACCAUAAAUAAAGGGAUUUUUAGAUUAGGAUAUUUCCGUGUCCAGGUUGAACGUUAGGAGUUAGCUACAAAAAACAAAACACUGAAACACUGAUUUUAGCCAAUCUGAUUCAAGAAAAA